AAUGUUUGGAAAAACUGUAUAAAUUUAUCUCUCUAGGUUUGUAAGAAAUCACAUAAAGCGACCAUUUUUUAAAAACAUUUAUCCAAUAUUUGCCAAACAUUUAUCCAUAAAGCGACCAUCUUUUUCGCUUUUUGUUUACAAUUUCAAUACGAUUUAUCAGCCUUGUAAAAAAAUAUUUUACAUACAACUUAUUGAUUUACAUUUUACAAUUGAGAGAGUAAUAUUCAUAGAGCUUUAUUAUCACUCAUGAAACAAUUUUUACUCCCUACAUAUCCAAUACAAUUAUACUAUUUCCGUCCUAAAAAAAUAGUCCACAUUGAGUUUUUAAUUUAUACUAAAAACAGUAUAAAACUCAAAAUCUAAUGUGAACUAUUUUUGUAGGACGGAUGGAGUAAUAUUUAAUUGUUUAUGAUUCAUACUCAAAACGAAAACGAAAUAAAAUACGCAGCUGCCUAAAUAGCUGAUUGCUUGAGUUGAGAAAAUGGUUAAAACAGAGAAUUUCCACGCUCCUCAAAAUAUCGAAAAUAUACGUGUAAAAUUUUGCAAUUUAUUAUGCUCUCAAGUCCCUCAAGUCCGCGUGUCUCACGUAAGUGGUACUUAAAAAACAAAUAAAAUAUAGAAUCCAUACCACUGGUCUUCGGAUAUAAAAUGCCAAUCGGUCCUCUGACUCAGUCUGAUCAAACUCUUGGUAUAAUCUCUCUCCCUCUCUUCUCUCCUUCAUUUCAAAUGGCUGCUUCUUCAAGAAGUUUAGGUUUAGAACCCUCCAAUUUCUCCUUCAUGUCAUCUUCUUUCACUGACCUCCUCGCAUCCGGUGAUUUCCCGAUUUCCGCCGGCGCCGGCGGCGAGGGAGGUAAGAAGGGUCUGGGUGAUAGGAUUGCAGAGAGAACAAACUUCGGUGUGCCUAAAUUCAAGUCGAUUCCUCCACCUUCUCUGCCCCUUUCUCCUCCCCCUGUUUCUCCUUCUUCUUACUUGGCUAUUCCACCUGGGUUGAGCCCAACUGAGCUUCUGGACUCCCCUGUUCUGCUUUCCGGUUCCAACAUUCUUCCAUCUCCAACUACUGGGACAUUUCCAUUCCAGGCCUUCUUUUGGAACAGCAAUUCUAACAACGCCCAGCAGGAAAUUAAGCAAGAGGAGAAAGGCUUCUCCGAUUUUUCUUUCCAGCCUCAGACAGGAUCGACAGUAUCUGUUUCUGGGUCACAAACCAAUACAAUUCCUACUGGACAAAUUGAGCAACCAUGGAAUUAUCAACAACCCAUCAAGCAGGAUGUGGUUUCAUCAGAGAACGCUCAGAGUUUCUCACCUGAAAUUGCCAAUAUCCAGAACAGUUAUAACCCGUCAUCAACCCAAACGGCGAGCGAAAGGAGAAGAUCGGAGGAUGGUUAUAAUUGGAGGAAGUACGGGCAGAAACAAGUUAAAGGGAGCGAGAAUCCAAGAAGUUAUUAUAAGUGUACAUUUCCGAGUUGCCCAACUAAGAAGAAGGUGGAAAGAUCGUUGGAUGGACAGAUUACUGAAAUUGUGUACAAGGGAAAUCAUAACCAUCCCAAGCCUCAAUCUACUAGAAGAUCAUCGUCCAAUUCAUCGGCCUCGUCAGUUGUAAUUCAUCCUUAUAACUCCAACGAUGUGCCCGAGCAAUCCUAUGCCUCGACUGGAACUGGGCAGAUGGAUUCUGUUGCAACGCCGGAUAAUUCGUCGAUUUCCGUCGGGGACGAUGAUUUUGAGCAGAGCUCAAAGAGGUCUGGUGUUGAGGAGUUUGAUGAUGAAGAACCUGAAGCUAAAAGAUGGAGGGGGGAUAAUGAGAGCGAAGGUAUUUCAGCUCCAGGAAGCAGGACUGUUAGAGAACCAAGAGUUGUAGUUCAAACAACUAGUGAUAUUGAUAUUCUUGAUGAUGGAUAUAGAUGGAGAAAAUAUGGUCAGAAGGUUGUAAAGGGCAAUCCCAAUCCAAGGUAAAGAUUCAUAUCUUCAUUGCACCUUUUUUCCAAUUGAUUAGUUUUACUCUGUAUUAAACCUCAUUGAGCUCUGCAACAUUCUGACGUAACAACUUUAAAUUUAGCAUAUUCUUGUCAGGCCUUUGUGUGAUUAACUGAUAUUGCUGUUUUUCGAUUUGGAAUUCGUCUAAAUUCUAAUCAAAUGAUGUUUGGUUUUUGUGCAGGAGCUACUACAAGUGCACCAGUCAAGGUUGUCCGGUGCGGAAACAUGUUGAAAGGGCAUCCCAUGAUUUAAGGGCAGUCAUAACAACAUACGAGGGCAAGCACAACCACGAUGUUCCCGCCGCUCGUGGCAGCGGCGGCGGAAACACCAUCAGCCGGCCAGUGCCCACCAACAAUCCGUCAUCAAUGCCUGUUAGGCCCUCACCGACAAUGAUUAAUCAAUCAAAUUAUGCCGCCCCUGUUCGCCAGAAUGUGGUGGCGCUACGUGAUCAACAAGGGCAAGCUCCAUUCACAUUGGUGCAGAAUCCUGGUUAUGGUUUCGGGAAUUACAUGAACUCGCAGCAAGAAUCCAGGGAUGACCUGUUCAUGGAGUCACUGUUAUGUUGAAGUUUGGACAAAUAUGUAGAGGUUUCCCUCCUCUUUACUGCAAUUUGUAAGAUUCAUUUUGUUCUUUCUUUUGUGUGUAUAUUCUUAGUGAAACUGGAAUUUUGUAAAUUCACUAAAUUAUAUAGUAGUACAGAAUCCUUAGAAGAAAAGAAAUGUAGUGAAGCCCAAUUUUGAUGGUUAGCAGCUAACAGCAACUUUCAGUAGUUGUAAAACAGAAGCGACCAAUUUUGUUGGGUAACAAAAAAAUUAUUGAUUCCUUUUGAUGUUGUUGUUUCUUGCAAGUUGACAAUAAGCCUGUCUAAAUUGCAAAUGACAAGUCUUUAUUCCGUAAUUGGUUGGCUAAGAGGCAUACAGCCAUAUCAGAUUAUGGAAAAUGGCUAAUUUGCUCAAAUUUUCAAUAAUUCAAAACGCUUUUAACUGGUUAUUCGAUGAAACAAACCAUAAUAAGUGGUUAAGAUAUCUAUUUUUUUUUUCUUUUUUUGGUUUGGAGAUUAUGUUUACUGUUUCAAACGUCAUCAGUUACAACAUACAUGUAAAACUGUAGAGGGUUUGAACGAGUCAAGGAUGCGAAGGAUGGCUUGCUGCACACGUUGUUCAAAGUCAACUUGACUCCCACUCACCGCCUAUUUACCAAACCUACGCCUCUAAUUCUUCUUCUUUUUUUUUUUUUUUUCCGCCAACUUUUGGAUGAGAAGAAGAAGGAAUUAGAGAGGACGGUUCCUUUGCCCUUUGCCGAUUUCAAGGGACCCCACAUGGCGUGCAAUUACGCCUCUCCUUCCAGAGUGCGGGGCCCUGUGCUUAUCCUAAAUGGUGGUACAGAAAAAAUCACUGUCGUGUCAAGGUGUAAUGUGUCAUCGGAAUCUGGGGCUGGCUCUUGAUAUAAGCCUUAUUUUUCUUUGUCCGCACGGCAACUUUGGGAUUACGAUUUCUAUUUGCAAUUUCAGUGUGUGUGUGUAUGUGUGUGUGUGUGAUUGGGAUAGAUGACUCAGACUGUGUGACAAAAUAAUUUACAAGAUAAUUCCUUGUAAAUUUUUGUGCUUUUUUUCUAUUUUCCAGAAGCUCGGAACUCACCAGAAUUUACCAUCUGGCGGAACGACAGCCGUUCUGCGGCGGCGGCUCCGAAUCAUAUCAACAAGGAACACCCAGUCCAGGAAUAUCUUGUUUUCACGUGGGGAUUAUUUCUUUGGAAAAAAUUGUUUGGUUAUAAUUGCCAGACUAAUCACAAUUAUGCGGAAAAGGUUGAGAAAAAUGAGUUCACUACUUAUUUUUAAAAAACUUGAUGAAAAAGGUGAACAAUUUCGAACGUGUUUCAUUUCAUCAUAAUCACUACUACUAAUCAUCAUCAUAUGAGACUAUAAAUGAACUUUUUACAGAAAGUUGGUCAUUUCAUACUUGAUACAUAUAGUGCGCGGCUGCUUUAACCGGAAAUAAUCAUGGCUGUGAUGAAGUUGUAAAGAUUUUGCCAGACCAUUACAUUGUAUACUAAUAAUUUAAUGAAAUUAUAAUCUAUUGAGCGUCCAAUUUUAC
Oldenlandia corymbosa var. corymbosa is the source of this 4061-nucleotide messenger RNA. The record is from the annotation of a GenBank genome assembly. NCBI's taxonomy places the organism in Eukaryota, Viridiplantae, Streptophyta, Magnoliopsida, Gentianales, Rubiaceae.